CGUAGGCACGCCACCACAGCUAUGACGAUCUCGACGUCAAUUCGCAUCGCGCCCAACCGUGCAACUCGCGCACUCAAUCUUCUUCGCACAGUUCAAUUCACACACCCGCCAAACUGUCCAUGCCAUUCUAAUCCCGCACAUCAUCACCAUGGCCCUCAAGCCGUCACUCAGGCACGUCGUGCUCUCGCAACGCCCAUCGACCACAGCCAACAGAAAGAAUAUGCUUUUGAGAUGGCAGCUUCCUCUAUUCGGUUCGGGCCCGGCUGCACCAAGGAGGUCGGUAUGGAUUUCACAAACAUGGGGGCCAAACGAGUCAUGGUAGUGACAGACGGCAACGUACGCAAGCUGGAUGCUAUGAAGCAAGUCGUUGAGGGACUGGAACGAGAAGGGAUAAACUUCCAAGUCUUCGAUAAGGUGAGGGUGGAGCCCAAGGAUAGCAGUAUUAAGGAAGCCAUUGAGGCUAGCAAACCCUACCGGCCUGAUGCCUUUCUCGCCGUGGGUGGCGGUAGUGUCAUUGAUACAGCAAAGCUGAUGAAUCUAUACACUACAUUUCCAGACGCCGACUUCCUUGACUUCGUCAACGCCCCCCUGGGAAAAGGCAAGCCUAUCCCAUCCAAGCUUCUCCCCCUCGUUGCCGUCCCUACCACAGCAGGCACUGGCUCUGAAACCACGGGAACUGCCAUCUUCGAUCUCGUCUCCAAGCGCGCGAAAACCGGCAUCGCCCAUCGUAACCUCAAACCUACAAUCGGCAUCGUCGAUCCCCUCAACACACGCACCAUGCCAUCUGCAGUCCACGCCUCAUCAGGUCUCGACGUACUCUGCCACUCCCUAGAAUCAUGGACCGCAAUUCCCUACCACGAGCGUACCCCCCGCCCCACCAACCCGCUCAACCGACCAGCCUACCAAGGCGCAAACCCAAUCUCAGACAUAUUCUCACUCCAAGCCCUCCGCGACACCGUAAAGUACCUCCCCCGCGCCGUCAAAGACCCCUCAGACCACGAAGCCCAAGAGAAAAUGCUUCUUGCCGCCACCCUCGCUGGCGUCGGCUUCGGAAACGCAGGCGUUCACCUCUGCCACGGCAUGUCUUAUCCUAUCUCUGGCCAGAAUCCAGGCUACAAGCACCCCGGGUACCAAGUAGACUCUCCCAUCAUCCCGCACGGCGUAUCUGUUGCCGUCACUGCACCCGCUGUCUUCAAAUUCACGGGUGCUUCAAACCCCGAGCGCCAUUUACAAGCUGCCGAAGCUUUCGGUGUCGAUAUCUCGAAUGUGAAGCUUGAAAGCGCUGGGGAGGUGCUCAGUGAAGCGCUUGCAGAAUUCUUGGUUGGUUUGGGUGAUCAGCCGAGGGGACUGAAAGAUUUGGGCUUCGCGAGAGAGGAUAUUGGGACGUUGGUCGAUGGCACGAUUCCACAGGCAAGAGUACUCAUGCUUGCGCCUAGCUUGGAGAUGCAGAAUGUGGACGUCGAAAGGGAGCAAUUGGGGAAGUUGUUUGAGAAUGCUUUGGAGUAUUGA
This is a messenger RNA of Periconia digitata, 1509 nucleotides long. The record is from the annotation of a GenBank genome assembly. Lineage: Eukaryota; Fungi; Ascomycota; Dothideomycetes; Pleosporales; Periconiaceae.